Messenger RNA from Saccostrea cuccullata (small rock oyster), 1236 nucleotides. Its product is annotated as interferon-induced, double-stranded RNA-activated protein kinase-like. Gene Ontology annotation, molecular function: eukaryotic translation initiation factor 2alpha kinase activity; ATP binding. NCBI's taxonomy places the organism in Eukaryota, Metazoa, Mollusca, Bivalvia, Ostreida, Ostreidae. Gene Ontology annotation, biological process: protein phosphorylation. The record is from RefSeq and is a predicted model, not a curated record. Bases 1 to 1236 code for a protein of 411 amino acids. The transcript has 2 exons. Gene Ontology annotation, cellular component: cytoplasm; nucleus; cytosol.
AUGGAUAAUUUGAAAAUACGGUUCUAUGAUCAUGAUGAUGAGCUCAAGGAAACUAUCUUUGCAAACGAAGACGUUUCAACAAGUUCAGAGGAAAAUGAUACUGGUGUAAACGAAAAACCUUCAACAAGUUCAGAGGAACACUAUACUAGUGACUUAUCUGACCAGGAUAACCACCACAAAACAACAUGUAUAGAAAGAUGUAAAAAUAAAAAGUCCUUUAGGAACAAUUACAAAAUUAUAACGGAGAUUAGUAAAGGAGGACAAGGCACUGUGUUUGAAGUCCUGAAAAUUACGGACAAUGGAAAUUAUGCAAUGAAAUUAGUGCCAGUUGAUCUUGAUGAUUUUCAGGCUUCUAAGUAUAAUGAAGCUAUUGCCUCACGCAAAUUACUGUCCCAUGACAAUAUUGUCAGUUAUCAUACAUCACAUGUAUUUUAUACUUCGCCAAAAAAAGAUUCUGAUGUAGUAAUGGAUGAAGAAAAAUAUAUUGCUUGCUUAAUGAUUGUGACUGAGCUUUGCAAAGAAAGCUUGGAGGAUAUGAUAAAGAGUGGUGAUAUAUUUAAUGAUGAUGAAAGAAGAUGUAAAGUAUUUCUUGGUAUUUUAAAUGGAGUGCAAUUUAUUCAUGAGAAGAACUACAUUCACCGAGAUCUCAAGCCAGAAAACAUUUUAAUUGGUAAGGAUGGUAAGGCUAAAAUUUGUGAUUUUGGCUUGGCUUGGAGUAAAGACCGAAGUUUGGAAGUGGAUACUCCAGAUUCGAGAAAGAGUGAAAAAAGCCUCACCAAGGAUAUAGGAUCGUAUUAUUACAUUGCACCAGAGGUAAAGGCGGAAAAUAAUCGUCCCUACGACAGAAAGGCAGAUUUUUAUAGUAUUGGAUUAAUUGUAUACGAAAUGUAUGUUAAAAUGGAUAAAAGUGAAAGGCCUCGAAGAUUUGAAAAACUCAGAGCAGGAAAUUUUGCCCCUCUAGAUUAUAUUGAGAAUGAGAAGGUGAAAGAGAUUGUAAAGAGUUUACUUAGCCAUGAUCCAUCCUUGCGUAUGGAACUGACUGAAGUGAAACAAGCUAUUGAGGAUUUGAUGAAGAAUGAUAAUCUUGUAGAAGGAAAUCAGGUACUGGUACUGCAUCAAGAAGUCUCCUCAGUGACGAGGUACCCCAGUCCCCAAAGAAGACAAUCAAUUGAAGGACAGAAAAAUGGUAAACUACAAUUUUCUAAUAAAGAAAACGUUCACUGGAAGCAUUAUUGA